Phyllotreta striolata is the source of this 1378-nucleotide messenger RNA. NCBI's taxonomy places the organism in Eukaryota, Metazoa, Arthropoda, Insecta, Coleoptera, Chrysomelidae. The record is from the annotation of a GenBank genome assembly.
GUACGUUUUUUUGGUUCAGUUAUGUAACAUAACCAUAAUCAAUUUUUAUCGAGUUUAAAUAGCUCUUGCAGGUUUCAUCGGAUUAUUCGUAAAAUAAGAUGUAUUGAUUAUUGUAAUUCACAAAUUUUUACAGCAAAACAGCGUGCACGUUUUGUUGUUUAUACAAAGCUGAACAAAUCUAGUAAAAUCUAUAUGUCAAAUCAAAUGUCAAUAGUGUAGCGAAACGAACGGUGAUUUCAUGUAACAUUGUUAUUUGUCAAAAUAAUAGAUAGGUAAAUAUUCUGAUGUGGCCAAAAUUAUGAAUUUAAAAAUUUUACUCUAAGCAAUUCAUUGUUUAUAAUGCCUUGAUAGACAAUUGUACAUAGAAUGGCAUUCCAAACACUGCGCAAUGAAUACAUGAACAUGCCCCCGGUGACGAGGGCUUACACCACUGCUUGUGUUAUUACUACUCUAGCCGUUCAAUUGGAAUUAGCAUCUCCGUUUCAACUCUAUUUUAAUCCAAUUUUAAUUUUAAAACAAGGCCAAGUAUGGAGGCUCAUCACAACAUUCCUAUUUUUCGGAACGUUCGGUUUCAAUUUCUUCUUCAACAUGAUCUUCACAUAUCGAUACUGCAGAAUGUUGGAGGAAGGAUCGUUCAGGAAUAGAACUGCAGAUUUCGUUUUAAUGUUUUUAUUCGGCGCUGUGUGCAUGGUCGGUUUUGCGUUUUUUGUUAAUUUACUAUUCUUAGGUCAAGCGUUUACUAUAAUGUUAGUGUAUGUAUGGUCGAGAAGAAACCCAUUUGUCGGACUCAACUUUUUUGGUCUAUUAAAUUUCCAGGCACCCUAUUUACCGUGGAUUUUACUAGCAUUCUCCGUGCUGUUGGGAAACGCAGUGUAUGUAGAUUUAAUGGGUAUCGCCGUAGGACACAUUUACUACUUUUUAGAAGAUGUGUUCCCGAAUGAAAGAGGCGGAUGUAAAAUAUUAAAAACACCGAAUUUUUUGCGAACGCUCUUCGAUGUGCCUCCGGAAGAUGCUGAUUACCAAAGAUUACCGGAAGAUAACCCGGGGGGUUUCGAAUGGGGAGCCCAAAAUGAUAAUCAAAACGAAGGUGAAAAUAAUCAGGAACAAAACGACGUGAAUCGAUAAGAUCAGUAAUCGAGGCACUUGCAGAAAAGAAAACUAUCUUCGACUAGACAUGACAGUAGUUAUGUUUAAAAGCCCCUCUCCCCCGUGAAACUUUUUCUGCAUAUGCUCGGCGUUUGAAUCGCAAAAAAUUUUCUAACUUACAAAGUCUAAGUAUAAAAUAAAUAUAAACAAACUAUUCCCUUAAAACACAGGUGUACUAUAAUAAGAAAAAUAAAAUGUUAUUAUUUUUUUGUUAAUACAUAUUUUCCUCUUA